UUUUUCCAAUUAGUUUAUAGUAUACUCGCACGGUUAAACAAGUCGUUUCUUAAGUAACAAAAAAAAAAAACAUGGUUCUAAAUUUAUACGGUCUCGAACCAAGUCCAGCUUGUCGAACUGUUCUUUUAACUCUAAAUGCUCUUGGUUGUGAAUUUAAACUUAAAAAAAUUCAACUAAAAAAAUUCGAACAAAAAACCGAAGAUUUUCGUAAAAAGAAUCCAUUGCAAUUAAUACCGGUACUAGAAGAUGAAGGACAAUAUUUAGCUGAUAGUCAUGCAAUAUCAGCUUAUUUAGUGCGAAAAUAUGCCAAAAAUGAUAGUUUAUAUCCAAAGGAUUUCAAACAACGAGCAUUGGUAGAUCAUCGUCUCUUUUUUGAUUCGGGAGUAUUAUUUGCCAGUUUAAAUGCCAUCACUAUUAAAGUAUUCCAAGAAAACAAUCCCAUAAUCCCAGAAGAUAAGCAGAAUGAUGUCAUCAGUGGAUAUGAAUUUUUGGAAAAAUUUCUAGAAAAUUCAAAUUAUGUAGCAGGAGAGAAUGUUACUAUUGCAGAUUUUAGCAUUUUGGCUACUGUUUCCAGUUUAAAUUAUUUGGUACCAAUUGAUGGGAAAAAGUUUCCAAAAGUAAUGCAAUGGAUGGAACUUAUGACAAAGUUGCCUUAUUACGAAAGAGGCAAUGAGUUGGGAUUAGCAUUGUUUGCCAAGAAAUGUGAGAUUUUUUUGAAAAAAGAAUAAAAGACUUAAAGCAGAAAUAAAAUUUUAAAAACUAAGAAAA
This is a messenger RNA of Episyrphus balteatus (marmalade hoverfly), 768 nucleotides long. RefSeq names its product glutathione S-transferase 1-like. Gene Ontology annotation, molecular function: glutathione transferase activity. The record is from RefSeq and is a predicted model, not a curated record. Gene Ontology annotation, biological process: glutathione metabolic process. The transcript has a single exon. The coding region runs from base 72 to 728 and encodes 218 amino acids. NCBI's taxonomy places the organism in Eukaryota, Metazoa, Arthropoda, Insecta, Diptera, Syrphidae.